CAUACAAAUUAAAAAUUAAAAGAAACCCUUUUAAUUUGAUAUUUGAAACCCUUCGUCUCGCCGCCGCCGCUCGUUGCCGCUGUUGAUGUUAUAAACUGAAAAAUCGGAUACAAAGUCAAGAAAGAGCAAAGCUGCAAGCAGCCGUUGUUCUCUCCACUGCUCCUGCGCGGAAUUGCGGAGACUCGUGAGAAAGACCCAAUUUUUAUCUCCUGCCUACUCUGUGUGUGUGUGUGAGAGAGAGAGAGAGAGAGAGAGAGAGAGAGGGAAAGGGAGAUGGAGAGGUCAAAGAAGAAGGUGCUGCUUUUCUACUGUGUGGAAGCUGAGGAUUUGGCGCGCAAAGUUGCUGCUCAAUCAAACCUCAUCCAACUUCAAUCCAUUAACUGGAGGAGCUUUGACGAUGGAUUUCCAAAUCUAUUCAUAAAAAAUGCACAUGAUAUACGAGGCCAGCAUGUUGCCUUUCUAGGAUCUUUCAGCUCUCCUUCAGUCAUAUUUGAACAGCUUUCGGUCAUUUAUGCACUUCCGAUGUUGUUCUGUGCCUCAUUCUCAGUUGUAUUGCCUUUCUUUCCCACCGGUUCCUUUGAGCGAAUCGAAGAGGAAGGUGACGUUGCAACUGCAUUUACCUUGGCCAGAAUGCUAUCUAAUACCCCCAUCUCGAGGGGUGGUCCAACUAGUCUGGUUAUCUAUGAUAUACAUGCUUUGCAGGAGAGGUUUUAUUUUGGUGAUAGUAUUCUACCUGUUUUUGAGAGUGGAAUCCCACUAUUAAAGGAACGGCUUCAGAAACUUCCAGAAUCGGACAAGAUAGUUGUUGCGUUUCCAGAUGAUGGAGCAUGGAAACGAUUCCACAAGUUGCUCGAUCAUUUUCCUAUGGUCAUCUGCAACAAAGUUCGUGAAGGCGACAAAAGAAUAGUGAGGAUAAAAGAGGGUAAUCCUGCUAAUUGCCAUGUCGUCAUUGUUGAUGACUUAGUGCAAUCGGGUGGCACGUUGAUCGAAUGUCAGAAAGUUUUGGCAGAAAAAGGUGCAGCAAAGGUGAGUGCAUAUGUCACUCACGGUGUGUUCCCAAAGAAGUCGUGGGAGCGAUUUGUUCACAAGAAUGACAACGGUAGGGUUGCUUCGACACUUGUUGAUUGCUCAAUCUUUCGGGUUUUCUUUCACCUGUUCCUCGUUGUGAUUGUUGUUGUCGGUGCGUCUGAAGUUUCAGUGAAGGCGUUCGCCCACUUCUGGAUCAGCGAUUCGUGCCCCCUCACCGUUGAAGCUAUCACCGGGAAAGCCCCUUUUGAAGUGUUGAGUCUUGCGAAAUCCAUAUCCGACGCCCUCCAAAUCUAAGGCGGCCGCGGCCACGGCCACGGAGGAGGAGGAGGAGGAGGAAUCCAUUACUUAACUUGGCACUGUGUUGCACUCUAAAGAAUUCAUGUCUGAAUGUGGAAUUUGGUGUCUCCUAACCCACAAUAAGUUCUCACUUUCCUAUUAAUUUAACCGAAUGAAAACAGGCAAUCUUGUAUUUUGUGGAAGAUUUAUUUGAGUAUUCUUUUCAA
Molecule: messenger RNA, 1532 nt
Organism: Salvia miltiorrhiza (redroot sage)
Lineage: Eukaryota; Viridiplantae; Streptophyta; Magnoliopsida; Lamiales; Lamiaceae
Product: ribose-phosphate pyrophosphokinase 4
Exons: 7
Coding region: 274-1323 (349 amino acids)
Biological process (GO): 5-phosphoribose 1-diphosphate biosynthetic process; purine nucleotide biosynthetic process
Cellular component (GO): cytoplasm; ribose phosphate diphosphokinase complex
Molecular function (GO): ribose phosphate diphosphokinase activity; magnesium ion binding
Source: RefSeq, a predicted model, not a curated record